AUGCUUCCAGCCACGCCCCCCACCAGCCCGCCAUGUGUUCGGUCAUCCCGGCCCCAUGGCACCCCGUCCCUCAGUCGGAGUCUCUUCCACCCGGUUGUCGAGUCGAGUGAUCCGAAGUUGGACGUUGCCUUGGAAGGGCGCCAUGGCCAGGCGCUGCUGCAGGCCGGCCUGCACCCAUUGCACUCGGUGCAGGCAGAUGCCCCGAUCGGACGCCGGGUGUGA
Molecule: messenger RNA, 222 nt
Organism: Fonticula alba
Lineage: Eukaryota; Rotosphaerida; Fonticulaceae
Exons: 1
Coding region: 1-222 (73 amino acids)
Source: RefSeq, a predicted model, not a curated record